AUGACAUCUGAAACCACUGCCAAAGCUAAGGCGGAACAGAAGGGUCCCAUGUUGGGCACUGUUUGGUGGGUGUUGACCAUUCUUGUGUUUUCCUUGACAGUCGGAUUGGAUAAAGCGUACAAUGCUCUCCAUUUGGUGUUUGGAUUACGUGCCUUGGUAGCAAUGCUGGGCUAUUUGAUUAUGCAAGUGGGCUUAUGGCAAGCUGAAUUCAAGUGGGAUGAAGAAGGUUCCGCUGCAUACUUGGACGCAGCCAAGAAGGAUAAGGGUCUAACGCCUGAAGAGCUGGAAGCCAUGGACAUGGGUGACGAUGUUGUCAUCCCUGAUGACCAGAAGCAAGCCGCCUUCCCCACUCCUUGGGGAUUUCUCAUUGGCUGGUGGGUUUGGGGAUUGAGCUAUAUCUUCCCCAUUGAUGGGACAGCCAGCAUUAAACCUACUCCCUAUGGAAUCAUUGCCUUCGUCGUGUGCAUCUAUGUCAGUUUUGUUGCCAGUGUUCCCAUGGCGGAUGCUGUCAUGCAUCGAGAUCCCAAGAAAAAGAUGAUGCUCUCCUUGCAGUUUCUGAUGGGCUGGAUUACCUUGGGAGUCAUGUCUUCAUUGGAUGCGGGCGAACAGCUGGGGUCCUUCAGCAAUGGCUCGGUCUGGGUCCUUUGUAUGAUGGGUCCCUUCACUAUCAUUUUGUCCCAAAAGAUCCUCUUUGCAAGUCGCAAGAUGGGCACACUUUGGGAAGAUUCUGGAAAACCAAACUUUCAUCCCAUUGUCUACAACAUGGGCGGCCCUUUGUUUGUUUGGGGUUGGUUCAUGUUCUUUUUGGGCGUUUGUGCCAUUCCUACCCUUGUAUCCAUGGAUGAUGAUAUCUAUGCCCAGCCCGAUUCCGGUCCCAAAAUCCUUCCACUCUUUCUCAACUGGCGCACCUUGUUUGCUUUUGCCGGUGGAUGCGCCAUGGUUCCGGUGGUGCGUUUCCUUGACUAUUCGCACGAUGAAGACGGGCCCUGGUGUGGCGCCAACUCGGAAGGCAAGGUCUUUUCCAAAUGGUGGUUGGGAACCGACGGAACAUACUUUGGUCUCUUUUUGGAAUCGCCCUGGCCCUUUGUCAUUGCCUGGUGUGUCUUUGGCUUUUCAAGCUUCUGGACAUUUGACAAUCGCAUUGAUCCCGACGCAUGGGCCAUUCUCAUGUUGGUGAAUUGCUUCCUCCAGGCAAUCGACGCUGGAAUCCUCAUUCAACAGAAUCUUUACGCUGGUAACAUGAAAGGAAAAACCAUCUUCUCGGUGCCCUUUGUGAUUUUGUUCCUCCUGCUGGCCAUCAACAUUGGACAGCAUUGGGGCUGGCGCGCCCUGGCCCUCUCGUUGCCAGGAGCCGUGCUCAUCGUUCUCGGGCAAAAGACAGUGUUUGGAGCUCGGAAACGUGGAGAUUACACCAUGCAAAAUGACGGAAAAGCCAACCCGUACGACAAGGUCUUUGUCUACACCUGGGGCGAAGUGUUCUUCAUGAUUGGAUGGAUCAGUAUCAGUUGGGGAGCUUCCAUGCCCUAG
Seminavis robusta is the source of this 1527-nucleotide messenger RNA. Lineage: Eukaryota; Bacillariophyta; Bacillariophyceae; Naviculales; Naviculaceae. The record is from the annotation of a GenBank genome assembly.